Molecule: messenger RNA, 3024 nt
Organism: Gasterosteus aculeatus aculeatus (three-spined stickleback)
Lineage: Eukaryota; Metazoa; Chordata; Actinopteri; Perciformes; Gasterosteidae
Gene: zc3h3
Product: zinc finger CCCH-type containing 3
Cellular component (GO): nucleus
Molecular function (GO): metal ion binding
Source: RefSeq, a predicted model, not a curated record
AAAGGCCUGUUUUGUCGCAGUUUGAUGACGAAACGUUUCGGUUGUAAACAUGGAGGAGAGAGAAGCACUGAAGAGACAAAUUCAACUUCUACAAAACCUCAUCGAUAACCAUAAGAGUGUCCAUGGCGACACCCCGUUUGCAAGAGAUGAGCAGCGGCAUCCGGAACCGGCGGCGGCGGCAUCCAGGGGCAGAGGUCGCAGCACAUCUGUCGUCCAUCCUCACAGCUCCAGAGGAGGACUGUAUGCUCCUCGCGGCCGUGGGAGUUGGAGGGAAACGUACUCGCUGAGCAACAAGAAGCCCCACCAAUCUAUUGGACAUGUCUCAGCUUCUGCUUCCUCUGCUGUACACCCGUCCAGUUCCCACAGUGUAUCCCACAGCCAAGGAGAGGAGAGGCAAAGAAUCAGAGCUGCCGUCUUAUCGUCCGGAAUCCCUCAGGGGCAGCAUGCUAACAGUAGCAGAGCGGGAGGAGCAGCUGAGAAAACAAACACGGAUACUCUUGGAAAACUAGGAUCCGCUGUGUCUCUGCAGGGAGAGGCAAGAUCCACAGGCACGAGUGAGCAACGUGAAACGACUGAUCUGCAGGCGAGGACCGACUGCAGACGUGUCCCACCCGAAAAGAAAGAAAUGCCGUCCUCUUCCAACGCCUCGACUGGUUUGCAGGGAAUCCCUCAAGCAAAUACCGAACCUACCACGACAUGCGAAUCCAGCACCGAGACUAAACCAACGAUCACUAAGACAACUCCAGCGGCUCCUAAUGCUAACACCCUAGCAACCCUCGCUGCUCCGCCUAACUUAUCCAAACAUUCAAUCGACCUCGCAUCUGGCACCAGCCGUAGCGAUGUCUCUUUUUUGAAGAAAUCUAAAUUCACGUGGGUGAAGAGCCAGAACGUAAGAGGAGUGGGGCCCAAACAAAGCGGCCACGGUUCCUCGCCCACAGGCAAAGCUGUGACUGUUGCCCUAACGUCAGUCCCCAAAGCUGGAGUUGCCAGUGGAAGCUCCCCCUUUUUGACAGGGAAGAGAACGCCUGGCAAGAAGGUCCACCGAAAGCCCGGCCCGCUCAAUUCAACCCCCAAGACCUCCAAGUACACAUGGGUCUCCAUCUCUGCUGGAGCCCAAGGUAGAGUACCUCGAAAGUCAAUAUCGCCCAAAGCUCUGACUCUCUCCCAAAGGGCCCUGGAGAAGAUAGAGGUUACCAAGAAACUCCGAGCAGAAGAUAAGACGAAAAAGGGAGUCGGGGGUUCGUCUGCCAACUCCCCGCCGAUAAGCCGCUACCGCUGGAAGGCCGGUGGACAGAGCACCUCUGGGGCAGCGAUGGGAGGGGCAACAGGGGCCCGACGACGGUCUGCCUUCCACUGGACAUCAGAAAAGAGCAACAAAGGAGCGAAAGGAGGGCAUGCUGUCUCCCCCUCCGUAGCCCAACGUCCCCAGCGUCCCCACCUUAUGCCGUCCUCCUCCCCGUCUGGGUUCAAGCUCCGCAGCAGGAUGAAAAUCAUUAGGAAGUCUGCUCCCGGCGUGAGUGGGUCAGAGAUGAAGUACUCGCCGCGCGGCCGGACGCACAGCUCGAGCAGGAGUCCCGUUGUAGUGAGGAGGAGCCCCUGCAGGGAGCUCGUGUCUUUUGGACGACACAAGUUGAGGCGGCUCUCCCCCAUCUCAUCGAGGACAAGUCCCGCCUCCUCGUCCCACCGUAGCCCCGCCUCUCAGCGGGUGUACAGGACACGCUACAAGAUGGUGACCCGCCCGGGCUCCAGCGCCGCACACACCUUCCCCUACAACCCCGCCCUCUCUUGGAGGGCCAAGAGGAUCCAGUCCGCCAGGUGUUUCCUCCAGAGCCGCAUGCGAGCGCCUCACGAACGACACCCGGCAUCCACGCAGCACUGGAGAGGAAGCAGCAUGUGCUGGAUCCGGGGUUCCCUGUACCGCGUGUCGGCCAACAAGCUGUCGCGCACCGCGGCGUCCAGCAUGUCCAUCAACCGAACAGGAAAGUCUUUCAGCACCUCCCAUGUCUCCUCCCUGAGUCCUGCUUCCAACCGGCCCUUCAGUCCUCGUCAUUUAGCCAGCCGGGCAGUCCAGCGCAGCCUCGCCAUAAUCCGACACGCUCAUCAGAAGAAGCAGCAGAAGCAGUACUGCAUGUACUACAACCGCUUCGGCAAGUGUAACCGUGGCAACAGCUGUCCCUACAUCCAUGACCCGGACAAGGUCGCCGUCUGCACCAGAUUUCUGCGAGGGACGUGCCAUCAGGCCGACGGGACCUGCCCCUUUUCCCACAAAGUGGCGAAGGAGAAGAUGCCGGUGUGUUCCUACUUCCUGAAGGGAACCUGUAACAACAGCGACUGUCCCUACAGUCACGUCUACGUGUCCCGCAAGGCUGAAGUAUGUCAGGACUUUGUCAAAGGCUACUGUCCCGAAGGAGAGAAGUGUAAGAAGAAACACACUCUGGUGUGUCAAGACUUCUCCAAGACGGGCUCCUGCCCGAGAGCGGCCCGCUGCAAGCUGCAGCACCGCCAGCAAGCCAAACGAAGCGCCAGCAGCGCCUCCACCACCCUGGCCAAGAGGGCCCGGGGCAAGGAGCCCGCUAAGAGGCCCCGCCUCUCUGUCGCCAUGCCGACGGGCUCUCAGGUAGCUCCGGGGACUCCGCCCAAAGGGCCUCUGGCUCUGCCAUCCUUCAUCUCCCUCUCCAGCUCGCCGGAGGAGGCAGACGCACCCGAACCACUGCCGGCUGAGAACUCACAGGUUAAAGAGAAAAGGCUGCAGAUCAAGCCUCGGCUGUGAGACCACAGAGAGCAGCAGCGGAGGUGAAAAGCUGCCAUGGAUGAAUUCUGUGCUCCAGGUUUGUCCUGACAGGGUCUCUCUGUGUCUCUUUCUCUCAAUUACCUUCACUCAGGGCACCAAAGAUUUAUUUUCUUUUAUCUAUACUCUACACAAAUGUUUUACAAAUCAAUCUGAAGUGUUAAAAGUAAAACACAUUCUCAUCAGGUUGUGUACAUUUUAAGAAAGACAAAUAAAGGAUUUAACUUUUAACCGUG